This is a messenger RNA of Pocillopora meandrina, 2871 nucleotides long. The record is from the annotation of a GenBank genome assembly. Lineage: Eukaryota; Metazoa; Cnidaria; Anthozoa; Scleractinia; Pocilloporidae.
AUGUACGAAAUUUCAUUCGUUGACGAUGACUCCGAGGAUUUCAGGAUCCAGGACUUGCUGGGCGAGGGUUCUUUCGCUCAGGUUUACAAAUGUGUGGAAACCAAGUCACAAACCGUGUUCGCUCUGAAAGAAUUUGACCAGAAACACAAGGAAUUUGAUGAGAAAACUGUAGAACAAGAGGUACUUGUUUGGACUGAUGUUGUGCACGAGAACAUCGUUCGCUUGUACGCCUCCUUUGCCACAGGAUCUUACAUGUACUUUGUCCUGGAAUACGUGGACGGGGGAAGCCUUUUUAAUCACAUGAUGCAAAGGCACAAAUAUAGCGAAAAAGAAGCUGCAAACAUUUUGAAACAGGUAAAGUUCAGCAUUUUAUCUAUAGACUGCUGCGGUUAGCCCACUGAUGUAAGCUUUCAUCGUGUAAAAUGCAACUCAGCUGCCCUGGUCUUCUGUUUCUAAUUUUGACAUUUUCAGUUGCGUUAGCGGUUCCAUUUCAGCAUUUAACAAGUAAUGCACUACCCAUUUCACGUCCUGUCAUAAGCAGAAAGGAGUUUAUUUUAAUUUGCUGAGCACGUCGCCUUCGAAGCAUGUUGCACCGUCAACAAAGACGAUGUUUGAAGAGCAAGUUUAUCAGACCUCUUGAAACAACUAUGGCAAAAAUGUUUCAAGAUUGUGGUGAAAUAGACCGGACUACCUUGUUCACUCUAGUACUCUUCAAUAUGUGACAAGGUUCGGUAAAUUCUGUUAGAAAACACGACGCACAUUUCGCUCUUGCGUUUACGAUCUUGUAUUUAAUUCCAGACUCAUUCGCAAAGCUAACCUUGCAUUUACUUUUGGUGAGCAAUUUUACAACCGUUUUACCUCAUUGAUUAAUUUAUCUGACAGAAUCAAGUCAUAAUCAGUUCCGGUUAUCUUGAAGAUAAAAUCAACAUUCUCUAAAAUAAUACAGCUAAUCAAACAGCGGAUUCUGAUAAAAAAUAUCGGCGAUACCUGCAAAAUUUCCGCUUUUUUGUCUCGGAUGUAUUUUACCUUAAACGGGGCAAACGUGCUUACUUUUAUCACAAGUCAUUAUAUAUUCAAUUUAGGGUAUAAUUAUCGGAUUAAUUUUUAUGUUGAAGCGUUUCAAGAUCAAAAACAAGAUUUAAACUAGAGCUCCGUUUUUUUGUCGCAUGGAUUGUCGAAAGUUUAACGAAGUCCUGAUGUUUUCGUUAUGUUUAUACAGUUCAUUCAUGUUUUUAAUGGAUUUCUUGGCGAAGAAAAAUCAGCAUAGUCUCACUUUGUUGUAUAGUUGUCAAAAUUUUUAGCCGUGGAAUAGGUACGAUUAUGUUUGUUCCCUACUGCUUAUCUAGGCACAGACUAAAACCUUUGUCCAAGAGCGCAAUGUCACAAACGUGCAUGACAACAAUAGGCCAGCGCGUUAUUUCAGCGCAGUUUUCAUUCAGUUGAUAUUUUUGGCAUCUUCAAUGUAAUUCCAACUCUGACCUCUAACCCUUUCCAACCAAUUCAAUUAAUUUCUUGCUGCUUACCGUGGGUUGUAUAUACAACCAAUCUAUUAGUGUUGUAUCACUUCAAACUGUUUUGUUUGUCUCCGAUGGCGCCCACACUAUGGUAAAUCGUGUUAGUUUAUGUAAACUGAAGAUGCAUCAGAGGAGCACUGAGCACUGACUGGUGACAUGAAUGCUUCAAACGUUUGGUUCAAAACUAACCGUUCUCGAUAACCUUCGUGAAACUUGCUAACUUACGACUACUGUACAGCCUACGACCAGAACUUGGCGUUCUAGGACGCGGGUUUCUUUCCCCGCGGGAAGAUUCGAGGCGAGUUGUGGAGAAGUUUUACCGGGGAUCUGGCACUAACAAUCAGUGCUAGACCUCUAAAGGCGGGCGAAGAACGCUCGUGCUACGCUAAUAACGAGGACCUGUUCCCAAGGUCAUCAUCGUGCGUCGGAAAAACCAGCGCGUUUUUCCGAGUAGACAGUGAAAUGCGUUAGUUGCCGGCUUAUAGUUAUCGUAGUCGUCUAAAACCUGAUAUUUAGGUAUUUAUUUGCACUAGUCCUAAUUUUUGUUACGAGAACACUGCAACAAAUAGUUAACUAUUAGCAUCUUUUGUUAGGCUCUGAGUUCCACUCCUUUUUUGUUAAGUCAACUUUUAAAAUUUAACCCUUCAUUGGUAUCGCUUCGCAGGUACUUGAAGCCCUUCAUUACCUUCACAAGAAACGAAUCGUCCAUCGAGAUGUCAAACCGGAUAACCUACUGAUCAAACAGGUUCCAGAUACCGCUGGCAAAUCUAAACAGCACCUUACAAUCAAAUUAUGUGACUUCGGAUUUGCUUUCAAACUCCCACCUGGUGUUGAGGUCACGUGCUGUCCUCCGCGGGGCGCGCCGAUGUUUUUGGCGCCAGAAACAAUUCUCGACAAUCCAAUUGGUCGACCUGUGGAUAUGUGGUCCACGGGUGUACUUCUUCACCUCUUAGUGGCGGGCUAUCCACCAUUCUGGCACGACAACAGCGAGAAAAUGUUACUGGCGGCAGUGCGAGGCCAGUUUAGUUUAACUACUCCCACUUGGAACAAAAUUUCUAAGUCCUGCAAAGACCUGGUCAAAUGUAUGCUUGCAGUGCAGACAUCCCAGCGUAUCGCGGCUGUCGAGGCUUUAAGACAUCCUUGGUUUUUUAAGUUGUCGGAGUUGGACUCACCGCGCCCGCGAAGGAAACACAGUAGUGAGCUGUCAAAAAGUUGUCGGCUGACAGAGAAGCUCAAGUGUACGAUCAGCGAGAUGCAUUCAAGCAUGAAGCUGCACCGCUUGGGUCUCGAUCCUUUGAAAGGAAAAUUUUCCCCGCUAUAUCACUCAGCCAUGAAUCUGUCCGAGGUUAGCAGAUGA